Messenger RNA from Etheostoma cragini (Arkansas darter), 1563 nucleotides. RefSeq names its product pyridoxal kinase-like. Gene Ontology annotation, biological process: pyridoxal 5'-phosphate salvage. Gene Ontology annotation, molecular function: pyridoxal kinase activity. The transcript has 11 exons. NCBI's taxonomy places the organism in Eukaryota, Metazoa, Chordata, Actinopteri, Perciformes, Percidae. Gene Ontology annotation, cellular component: cytosol. The record is from RefSeq and is a predicted model, not a curated record. Bases 169 to 891 code for a protein of 240 amino acids.
CACACACACACACGCACACAGCUGGUUAGCAACGCUAGCUAACGUUGUCUCUUCCCAGCUGACGGCGUUGUGUUUACAUUGUGUUCCCGUUCGUCCUGUUAUGUGUAGACGUGAUUCUCGUUGAAGAACCGGAUAUCUGCGUCCCUCCUCGGCUGACCGGGAGCCGCCAUGGAAUGCCGUGUUCUGUCCAUACAGAGCCAUGUAGUCCGGGGGUACGUGGGCAACAAGAGCGCCUCCUUCCCAUUACAGGUGUUGGGGUUCGAGGUGGACUCCAUCAACUCCGUCCAGUUCUCCAACCACACAGGUAAGACGGAUGAAACAUUAACAGGGUACACCAGAGACACCUCCUUCUUGGAGAUGGUGGUGGACAUUGUUCAGGAGCUAAAGAGAGCCAACCCCAACCUGGUGUAUGUGUGUGACCCCGUCCUCGGUGAUCAUGGAUCUAUGUACGUUCCUCAGAACCUGUACCCGGUCUACAAGAACAAGGUGGUCCCUGUGGCCGACAUCAUCACUCCGAACCAGUUUGAGGCCGAAUUAUUGACGGGGAAAAACAUCAGCACAGAGAAAGACGCUGUGGAGGUGAUGGACCUGCUCCACGCCAUGGGCCCAGACACGGUGGUCAUCACCUCCUCCGAUCUACCCUCCAGACUGGGAGACCGCUUCCUGGUGUCGCUGGGCAGCCAGCGCCAUGGUAGGUCUAACCAGAGGAUGGCCUGUGAGAAGACCUUCUCAGUGAUGCAUCAUGUUAUCCAGAGGACCAUUUCUUAUGCUCACGAGUUAGCAGGUCCUGGUCGGAGGCCCAGUCCGCCCCAGCUGGAGCUGAGGAUGGUUCAAAGUAAAGCGGACAUAGAAGACCCUGCUAUAGUUAUGGAGGCCAUCGUCAUAUCCUAACAUUACCGACACAUGAGACUCAUACUAACCUAGUCCUCUUCACCCAUAAAUCUCUCAAGUCCAGUAUCUCGGUGAAUCUCUCAUCGCUGUAAACCUUGUCAACACCUCAUCAUCCAGACUCCUCAGAACCCUUUAGUAUUGUAACCCCUGUAGUCCUCUCGGCCCAAACCCGUUACCCCUUUAAGUCCUCCGUGUCCUGACCCCUAACCUGUAACCCCUACGCCCCUCUACCCAAACCCUGUUUGGAAACUCGAGCCAUGGAUAGACAGAAGGCUUGUUUAGGUUGGACCUCGUCUCUAACCAGGUAUGUGAGUGGACUGCAGACCUGCUUCUGCAGACCUGCAGAAGCGCUGUGGGGUUUAAGUAUCCACAAGCAUCGCACGUAACAUGCAGCAUUUAAAAUACACACUGGUAAUACUAACAAAGGAAACAUGAGGGUGAUAAGGUGUAUUAGAAAAGAAUAUUCAGGGUUCAGUCCUUGGCACGUUGGAGGAAGUGAAGUAAUACUAGGACUAGUUCUAGUUCGUGCUCUAUGGAGUUCUCUAAGGACUCCUGCACACUGCCUGCGUGGCGUGGGCGUGUCAGCUGUGUGGCGUGUCUGUUUUUAUUUCGACUCCCAUGUUAACAGGUUAGAACUUGUACACCGCCUGCGUGACACGCACGAUUGAGCCC